Miscanthus lutarioriparius is the source of this 417-nucleotide messenger RNA. Lineage: Eukaryota; Viridiplantae; Streptophyta; Magnoliopsida; Poales; Poaceae. The record is from the annotation of a GenBank genome assembly.
AUGGCGGAUCCGGCGAUGCCCUCAUCACCACCGGCGUCCGCUGGCGACGGCGAUUCAUCCACGCCUUCCGUAUCCGUCCCUCGUGUGCUCCCCUCCACAGUGCUCCUGGACACCCUGCCUCCUUCCAGCGGUAGGGCGCGGGGCCCGCGCGGCGGCAGGGCGGCUGCGGCGUCGGGGAGCGGCGGGCGAGGCGGCGGCAGGGGAAGGAAGUCCGCUUUGCCGGCUGCGACUUCAUACGGUGCAGAUGGUAGGAUGCCGGACCGGCUCGUCGAGGCGGUUAGGAAGGUGCCGGCAGACGUGGACGCGAGACUGGCAUCCGCCGACAUUCUGCAGCUGGCGUUGGCGAAGGGGCCGAUGUUCGAGUGGCUGAGCUACUGGCCGGAGAAGGGGUUCCCCAAGGAAGAUCACCCCUACUGA